CCGCGUCUAGACUUUCCCAUACAUUCGCUGUAAAACUACAAGUAGCAUUGCUCUUGCCUGCUUUGUUCAAAGACCAUCCCUCUCAAUCACUACCUCCUCGACCUGAUCUACUCACACAACCACCUACGCACCUAAGCUCUCAUUCAUCUUACGUCCCCACCAAUACUCUCUUCCAUCACCCGCCGCAACAACAACAUCAUCAUGCAAUUCUUCAUCGCAGCCUUGCUGGCCAUCUCCACCAUUGUCGCCGCCGUACCAGCUCCCGUCCCAGCCCCCGCCCCCGCCACCGUCGACACAUCAGCCUUUGAAGUCUCCAACCUGUCCAUCCAAAAGGUCCAAGGCACCAUCACCAUCUCCUUCUCCGUCCACGACCCCAACCCUUUGACCAACGCCACCGAAGUCUGCAAAGGCUCGUGGAGUGCUGGGUCGAACGACUAUCCCAAAGACACUUAUUCGGCAUGCGGCUCCGCCUUUGCGUGGAACAUGCAAUCUUUCAAGAGCGUCCGCUCCUUCCAGCUCGGUCUCGAGCACGCCUAUGUUGACGAUGCCGUUGGCCCGCCACCCAUGAACUGGAUCACCAACUUCGGCCAUGGCAACGUUUCAUCGGACCUGAUGUCCUGCAAGACCAAGAAUGGUGCUUUGUCCUGCCUUCAAAACACCCCCAAGCCCAUCAGAGCGACCAUCUAUGCAAGCAUAGCGUAGUGACGGGUCUUUGUUCUCGAUGCCUGGCAUUCGAGACAACGCAUCACUUAUCAACGCAUGGCCUAGCAUGGAACCAAUGUUUCCAACCGUCUAGCAGCCUCGACGCAACGCCUUGGAGGUUGCAAACGCGACCAAGCGUUCAAGCAUGAUCCAAUGAACACUCAUCCAUGGGUCAGACGCACUCUGAGGUGGCCUUGGGUCGCCGGAGA
Molecule: messenger RNA, 911 nt
Organism: Neohortaea acidophila
Lineage: Eukaryota; Fungi; Ascomycota; Dothideomycetes; Mycosphaerellales; Teratosphaeriaceae
Exons: 3
Coding region: 202-702 (166 amino acids)
Source: RefSeq, a predicted model, not a curated record